Messenger RNA from Ascochyta rabiei, 1539 nucleotides. RefSeq lists its product as uncharacterized. Gene Ontology annotation, biological process: protein import into peroxisome matrix, docking. The transcript has 3 exons. Bases 1 to 1539 code for a protein of 512 amino acids. The record is from RefSeq and is a predicted model, not a curated record. NCBI's taxonomy places the organism in Eukaryota, Fungi, Ascomycota, Dothideomycetes, Pleosporales, Didymellaceae. Gene Ontology annotation, cellular component: peroxisomal membrane; cytosol.
AUGGCGGAUGCACUUUGCGGACCGUCAAAUGCUCUGCAGAACUUCCAGAAGCAUACCUCCGUUGACCGGACCCUGCAACAAGACCGCCUGGUCGGUCGUCAUUCUCCAGCGCAGGGCUUCAGGUCAGCGCCGGGCCCACAUGCCGGCGCAUUAGAUUCAGAGUUCGAUGCCUUUCAGCAAGGACGUGCAGGUCUACCGCAGUCUGACUUCCAGCAAUUCCCUCCACAGUUCGCAUCGCCUCCCCCACAAUUCGCCCAUGCUUCACAAGCGCCUGACUGGGCCUCGGACUUCCAGCGACUAAACAUCACGAACCAGCCCGCAUAUACCUUCCAGCAACAACGCCCUCAGGUAGCGAAUGCAGCAUCAGCAUGGCAUCAGGACUUUAUGGGGCAGCAAGCCCAGUCUAUGCCACCUCUGGCGCAACAGCAGAACAACUUUGCAGGUGUGUCGAACUACGGCAUGAGCGGCUUUGGAGGCCCUUCCUACAUGCAGACACCGAGCUUCCAGCCUAGCGCACAAAUGUCACAGGUAGCGCAAGGAAAGCAGGCGACGCAGGAACCAGCACCAGCAUUCGACGAGGCAGCCUUUGAGCAAGCAUUUGCGCAGGCACAACAAGACGCGUUCGAUGAGGCAGAGGCAGAGCAGAAGCGGGCGCAGUCUCGAGCAAUGAACCCCGAGGUGAUGGGCAUGGACCGGCCAAGUGAGGAUCCUCUUCUUAUACGGAUACGGGAAACACGGCCAGCUGUAUACUCGGCAAUCCAGGUUUGGAGCGAGAUGGGCCUCGGCCGCACCGAAGAAGCCGUGUCAUACCUAGACAAUAUGGGCAUACUAGAGAGGAGUGGCGACCUUGUACAAGACGCCAACGAAGCGAAGUGGAUCGUAGACUCCCUGCAACGGAUAGUGAACCGUGGAGCGCCGCAAGAAGUAAGGACACGCGCGGAAGGCUUGAUUGCUACCAUCAAUCAAAGAAUCAUGUCACAGUACCCGCUGGGUGCGCAAGUACCUAUGAGCGAAGAGCGGAUAUGGCAGGACCUAGAUGAGGCUGGGUACAUGAAGACUCCGCAGAACGAGCAGGUGGAGCAAGAGCCCAAGCAGAAGGAGGAGCAGCCGAAGAUGAACGAUGACGACGAGAUGGCGGCAACCGCUGGACGCCUGCUGGAGAGGGUUGCGGACAAUACCAGCGAGAAAUUCCAGAAUUCCCAAUUCCUUGAACUUAUGCGGCGACUCCGCGAUCGAGAAGUUCGAGUCGAAGGGGACAAGAUGGUUGAAACCAACGGACAGGUUUCCGAUGUACCUCAAGGCGUGCAACAGCCAUCAUCGACUCGAUCUGGCCUCGAACCUGUAAACACAGCAACACCAAUCCCUGAGGUCGAUCCCAACAUCCUCGACCACGCAGCCACUGACUUCGAGCUGCCGACCUACUAUGAGACGUACGAGACAUCUCCUGAGAAAUCUCCCAUCACGGGCGAGUCGUUGAUGGCUGACGAGAUCUCUGAUCAGUUCCGGAACUACAACGUCAAUUCAACCUACCACGGAUGA